CUUAACAUGUCACCACACCACCCAUUCACCCACCAUGUCCUCGUCUUCCGAGGCAGACCGGGCUAUACAGCUCGCACAGCUAGCUAGAGCGUGCAUCAAUUCAGGUAAAUUGUCAGACGCGGCGCGUCAAUUGCGGGAAGCCACGACCAUCGCGCCGGAACAUCCGCUAGUCAAACAGACCUGGGUUGCGCUCAAGGAAGAAGAAGAGAAGAGCGAGUUGCUAGGUGUGUGUAAAGCGUGGGUCAAGAGUAGGGAUGAAGCGGAUGGCGACGAGGCGUUGAAGCUCAUCAGAGCCAAGGGCCUGGGUGAGAAAGAGGCGGAGCAGGCGAUGGAGAUUCUGUACAAUUUCAAGGGCGAGGAAGAUCUCUUGGACCAGGUCACCGGGGAGCUGCUGAUGCAUGUGGGAGCGCAGCGGUGGCUCGCGGCCUUCGUGAAGGAGCAUCCCACGCAGGCGUACUAUGAGUUAUUCGAGCGCGGAGACGACAGUAUCGAUGGCUUGCUCAAGGUGCUUCUCAACCGCGCCAUUUGGGAAAGCGACGAGGCCUUUGUGCAGGGCCACCGGGAUGUCUUCAUGCUCAGUCUGGCUAUGAUGAUGGAGGAAGCCCUCGAACAUCCGGAACGCGCUAUGAAAGGCGUUGCGCAGCUGUUGGCCCAUCAUGCACAGGACUUGCAUGGAAUCAUCGAUGCGGACAGCUUCGAUGUUAUCCUCGCGAGCCUUGACAUCCGGCUUCCGAAUAGCUUGCGCAGCCAGGCGACGCUGGCUACGAUCAAGCUUUUCGAAUUGGCACCUACCACAGCCCAGGAUCUCGUCUCCAAGUUCGUCAUCAACCGGGUCCAGAAGUCAAUUGCUGAUGAGCUGGUCAUCGCAUUCUCAGCUGCAGCCGCCAUAUUUCCCAUCACCGUGCAGGCCGCGGCACAAUUGUUCCUGUCAGAAGGUUUUGUCAGUACACUCGUCCCUCUUGUCGAAGGCAAGAAUAGUACCAAGCUCGAACAGUCGGCGCUGGAACUCAUCAGUGCGGCGUGCAUUGACAAGAACUGCCGCGAAGCCAUCAAUCGGCAUUGCAGGUCAUGGCUCGAGGAUCACGUCGCUAGCUGCCCUGACAAGAAGCGGGCCAACCUCGCCGCUCUCGUCCUCGUCAAGCUCGGCGAAGAACAGGUGACUGCCGACGGUCCCCAAAUUGUGACGCCUGGGAAGGUGGACCAAGAGGACCUCAUAGCGAGCUUCAAGAGCAUGGUCAUUUCCUCCGACGCAGCUGGCAAGCAAGAUAGUAUCGAAGGCCUUGCGUAUGCGUCUCUACAACCCAAAGUCCGCGAGGACCUCUCCAGAUCCCCAAAGUUCCUCAAGCGCCUCAUCGACAGCAUGAAGGACGCCUCUACGUCUCCGAACAUUGUCUUUGGCGGACUUAACAUCUUCGUAAACCUGACCGCGUACCCGCCCAUCCAAUCUGAAGAAGAGAAGCGCAUGGCACAACUCAAAGCAUAUGCAAACGUGCAGAAGCCUAGUGCACCAGAUCCAUUACUGGACGAAGCCCACACUACCGUACGCUGUAAACGCCUCCUUGAAGCCGGCAUCGUCCCCCUGCUCGUUGGCAUCUCUAAGAAAGCUUCACCAGCCGCCCUCUCACACACAACCUCCAUCCUCCUCUCCCUCUCCAAAGACGCCAAAUCGCGUCCAACCCUCGCCCAACAGGGCGCCAUAAAGCUGCUCGUCCAGAUCUACGACACCAUCACCUCCUCUCCCCACUCCGACAAAUACCCCCCAACCGCCGCGCCCCAAGCCGCGCAAGCCCUCUCCCGCAUCCUGAUCUCCACGAACCCCCUCCACACCUUCACCCAAGCCUUCCCCUCCCACUCCGUCCUCCGUCCCCUCAUAUCUCUCCUCUCUCAAAGCGAGUCCUCAACCUGGCAACUCCACGCCUUCGAGUCCCUCCUCGCGCUCACGAACCUCGCUUCCAUGGAUACACCCACCCAGGACGCCAUCAUCCGCGCCGCCUUCGACACUGUCGUCGACGACCUCCUACUGAGCCCAAACGCGAUGCUGCGUAGAGCUAGCACAGAGCUGCUGUGCAAUCUCAUGGCGAGCCCGGUGUGCGCGGAGAAAUUCGCUGACGGGAGCCCUCGCGCCGGAAAGAGGUUGCAUUUGCUGUGUGCGCUAACGGAUGUCGAAGAUGCGCCGACGCGGAGUGCGGCGGGCGGUGCACUGGCGAUGCUGCUAUCGAUUGAUCUGGCGGUGUUGGAGCUCCUUAAGUUGGAGAGAGGGGUGGAUUUCUUGCUUGGCCUCUGCCGCGACGAAAGCGAAGACAUCCGCCACCGUGGCGUCACCUGCGUGCGCGAGGUCGUCGAUAUCGGGCCCAAGGGUAUUGAUGCUGUGAAGGCGAAGGGCGGCGAGGGCGCGCUCAAGGCGCUGCUUAAGGAAAGUAGGAGUCAGGUUGUGCUUGGGCUGGGGGUGGAGACAUUGAAGAUUCUGCUGGGGCAGACGUGAGCUGGUUGAAAGAAAUUGAUGUGAAGAUUGGGAAAAGCUUGGGUUGGAAGCAGGGAUAGCGUGGCUAUGACACGAAACGACAUCGACUCACGUGACUGAUGAUUUGAGAUUCCCUACAUAUCAAGGCAUUUUUGUUGCGAUGUGCCACAAGAAUCGACUGUACGCCUGAAACAAUACUGGAUCAAGAAUACGCUCAGACAUGCGAUCCAUCAAUGGCAUUCAGAUGCAAUCAGGAAGCUCGAGGGUGGAAAGGCAAGAUGGUCCACGAGCAUUCGGAACAGCAUGCCACUCAUUGCAGUCCCCUCUCGAUAGUGGUCCCCCCAAAAGUAUUCUUUUACUAUACAGAACUAGGCAAAUCU
Molecule: messenger RNA, 2841 nt
Organism: Paraphaeosphaeria sporulosa
Lineage: Eukaryota; Fungi; Ascomycota; Dothideomycetes; Pleosporales; Didymosphaeriaceae
Product: CRO1 protein
Exons: 2
Coding region: 35-2482 (815 amino acids)
Source: RefSeq, a predicted model, not a curated record